UUUCCGUUAGUCUGUCGGUGCUGUUGAUUCCGUGGCUGUGGAAUGUGAGCCCCGGGGAAAUAAAUGGAAGAGCAAAGACCGCGUGGCUCCGCUGGGGCAUCCGGGAAUGCCUCUUGGAAGAGGAGACCAAAAAGAAGGCACGGCGUCGGAUAGUUGGACAAGGGCCUAGAGGGCCUUUCUGUCAAAAGGAUCGGGCCUGGGAUAUCAGACUGAAAAUAACAGCUCAGAAUAUUCCUGAGGAAGAAUUAUCCUGUGACAUAGAAAUGGAAGGAUUCAUAAGGGAGGGUGCCUGUUUCUCCAUUCUAGGUGACAGUUGGGACUAUGAGAACCGGGAGGGACAUUUGAGGCAAUCAGCUUUAACUCAGGAGAAACCACAGGCUCAGGAAGCAAUUCGUGAGUAUCCUGAUAUCAAGGGGCAUUUGAAUACAAGCUCAGACCUUCCACCAUCUCAGAGAGUUCCUACAACAAAUGGUUUCCAUAUGCAUGAUUCAGAUGUUGAAAGUUUGGUUUGUGAUCCAGCCUUACACAGUUGUCCCAAAAGCUGUGCAGCUAAGAGAACUGGUGACAGUGAUGCCUGUGGAAAAACCUUCAACCAUUCCAUGGAAGUUAUUCAACUUGGAAGAAAUCAAAUGAGAGAGAAACCCUGUAAAUACCCAGAAAGUGUUAAAUCUUUCAGCCAUUUUAUUCCCCUUGGUGAUCAAAAAAUAAUGAAAAGAGGCAAGAAACUGUAUGAAGGUAAGGACUUUCGGGACAUCUUUACCCUGAGCUCUUCUCUUAAUGAAAACGGGAGGAGUUACCUUGGAGAGAAACAAUAUAAAUGUACUGAAUGUGACAAAUGCUUCAAACGGAACUCUUCUCUUAUUUUACAUCACCGAACUCACACUGGAGAGAAACCUUAUACCUGUAAUGAGUGUGGAAAAUCCUUCUCUAAAAACUACAACCUGAUUGUGCAUCAAAGGAUCCAUACAGGAGAGAAGCCCUAUAAGUGCAGUAAAUGUGGGAAAGCUUUCAGUGAUGGGUCAGCUCUUACACAACACCAGAGAAUUCACACAGGUGAAAAACCUUAUGAAUGUCUAGAAUGUGGAAAAACCUUCAACCGAAAUUCAUCCCUGAUUUUGCAUCAAAGAACUCAUACAGGGGAAAAACCGUAUAGAUGUAAUGAGUGUGGGAAACCCUUCACUGACAUCUCUCACCUCACUGUGCAUCUCAGAAUCCAUACUGGUGAGAAGCCCUAUGAGUGUAGCAAAUGUGGAAAGGCUUUCCGAGACGGCUCGUACCUCACCCAGCAUGAGAGGACUCACACUGGAGAGAAGCCCUUUGAAUGUGCAGUGUGUGGGAAAUCCUUCAACCGCAAUUCUCACCUUAUUGUGCAUCAAAAAAUCCAUUCUGGGGAGAAACCCUAUGAAUGUAAAGAGUGUGGGAAAACUUUCAUUGAGAGUGCGUACCUCAUCAGGCAUCAGAGGAUUCAUACUGGUGAGAAGCCCUAUGGCUGUGACCAAUGUCAGAAACUUUUCAGGAAUAUUGCUGGCCUCAUCCGCCACCAGAGGACUCAUACUGGUGAGAAGCCCUAUGAGUGUAAUCAGUGUGGCAAAGCUUUCAGGGACAGCUCUUGUCUGACCAAGCACCAGAGAAUUCACACUAAGGAGACCCCGUACCAGUGUCCAGAAUGUGGGAAGUCUUUUAAGCAGAACUCUCACCUAGCAGUACAUCAGAGACUCCAUAGCAGAGAGGGUCCCACACAGUGUCCUCAUUGUGGAAAAACAUUCAGAAGGAGCUCAUCCCUUGUCCGACAUCAAAGAACACACUCUGGAGAGCAAACCAUGGAAAUAUAA
Galeopterus variegatus (Sunda flying lemur) is the source of this 1832-nucleotide messenger RNA. It is a transcript of the gene ZNF329, whose product is annotated as zinc finger protein 329. Lineage: Eukaryota; Metazoa; Chordata; Mammalia; Dermoptera; Cynocephalidae. Gene Ontology annotation, biological process: negative regulation of transcription by RNA polymerase II. Bases 264 to 1832 code for a protein of 522 amino acids. Gene Ontology annotation, molecular function: DNA-binding transcription repressor activity, RNA polymerase II-specific. The record is from RefSeq and is a predicted model, not a curated record. The transcript has 2 exons.